AAAUCAAAAUGCAAAAUAUGCACAGCUGAAUUUUAAAUUUCUGACUUUGUUUAUCAAUCUGCACAACAGAAAAUCUGUUCGGAGUUCGUUCGAUGCACCCAGAACCAAAAUGUAGAAUUUUCAAUGCUUGUUUCGCGAUGUGAAAUUAUUCCCUUCCCCAGCCUGAACUACGGAUGAUAUUCGGAUUGUGAACGCGCAGCAUUUGUGCACGGACCAUCCGCGAACCCCGCGUUACGUCCCCCUUUUCGCUACAGGCACUGGGCUGAUCUGCCCGGGGAUUGGUUGCCACCAUGGUCCGAUUUUCGGAAAACUUUUGGGGCGAGAAAUGUCUGGGCUUCGACGUGCUGUACCACAACAUGAAGCACGGCCAGAAGUCCUGCAGUGAAUUUAUUGAGUUCGUCAAGGAGCGCAUGCUGGUGGAGGAGAAUUAUUCCAAACAACUGGGCAAAUUGUCCACCAAAGUCGGCGCCUAUCCGCAGCAAGGCACCUUUGCGCCCUACUGGCAAGUGCUCAAAGCGUCCACGGAGAAGAAUUCCAAUCUGCACCAGCAGAUGGUCACCCGGCUGCAGGAUCUGCUCAAAGAACUGCAGAAAUAUCUGGAUGAACAGACGCGCAAACAUAAAACGAUGAAGGACGCGGAGAACGACACGCUGACGGUGGUGCAGUCGAUCCAGAGCGUAACGGGCAGUCUGCACAAGGCCAAGGAGGCCUAUCUGACGCGCAGUGUGGAGCUGGAGAAGUGCCGGAAGGACAACGCCGGACCGCGCGAUGUGGAGCGCGCCGAGACGCGGCUGAAGAAGGCCAUGGAGGAGUACCGCAGUCAGCUGGACAAGUACGCCGCCACUCGCGGCGACUUUGAGCGCAAGAUGCUCAACACCUGCCAGCACUUCCAGGAUCUGGAGGAGCAGCAUCUCCAGCAGAUGCUGGAGUUUGCCACCGGCUACAAUAAGGUCCUGGAUUACUGUGCCGAUAAUCUGCGCGAGAUUUGCAACGAACUACGACAACAGACCGGUGAUUUGACCAUCGAGCGGCUGUUGCAGAUCUUCGUGGAAGCCAAGAGUACCGGCACCGAUCGACCAGCACCCAUCGAAUUCGAGGAGGCCCCGUCGUCCGGUGCGCCCAGCCAACCGCCGCCCUUAAUCCCGCCGCCGGUGCCCACCACGGCCAGUUUGCUGGAUUUCGACGGUGACUCCUCGUUCGGUUUCGGUUUUCCACCGCCGGCCGCCCCGGCGCCGCUGCCACCGCCCCUGGUGAUGGAAGAGGUGGCGGCCCCACCGCCGCCUAAAAAACGCGAAGGCAUUUUACGGUCGCAAUACGAGAAAUCCUCGACGACGCAGCCAGCGAGUAAAUGGCACCGGCUGGGCCGGUCGUCGCGUCACGAGCCCCUGAGCAACGGGGACGCGGGGGCGGCCGAUGGGCGGCGCAGUGUCCCGGUUGAUGUGGCCGCCGACCGGUGGCCGGUCGACCACGAGGCCGAAGACAGGGACAAGGAGAACGGCAUUGUGGAGCAGCGCCGCAAGUUCUCCUCGCUGCGCAAUCUCUUCUCAUCCAAAUCAAACGAAGCUGGGGAGCCGAAAUCCUCCUCGUCCGCUCACAGUGAUCUCACUCCGACCAAUGUGUCCAGUGCAGAGGACAAUGAUUUAGCGCGCAACACAGUUCGUGGAUCGAAAUGGUUCCUACGCGCACGCCGUGAUAAAACGGAGACCAAAAAAGACAAGGACGCCAAGAAGGAGGCCAAGAAGGAAGCGAAGAAGAAGAAGGACAAGAACGGGCCCAACAACGCCGCCAUGGCCGUGCCGACGGCGGCCGGGGAGGACGCCAAGAGCGAGAGCAGUUUCGGCAGUACGUCGCACGACGGCCCGCCCGCGGGCGGCGGCCACCACGCGCCCAUGGUGGACGCCGAGGGCUUCAUGAUCCGGCCCAGUGAGGACGAUGUGCGGAAGGUGCGCAAGGACAGCUUCGAGCAGUUCCGCGAGGAAUCCACCACCGAUUCCGAAUCCGAAGACGACAAGCCACAGAAACUGCACGUGGUCAUCAAACCGGCCACCCUGCAGCCCAACCACACCGGCCCGGUGGGCAGCACCGACGAACUGCGCCAACAGGCCAAAUCGCUGAUGCUGGGCAAUCUGGGCCACUCGUACACGGGCGGGAAGCGCGCCACGACGAAGAUGCAGGAGAUGAUGAAGCGCUCCACCUCCGUGGCCUCCAACAUGUUCCCGCCGCCGCCCUCGCCCAGCAGCGCCUCCCUGGUGGACGCCGCCGCCUCCGGGGGGCCGCCCAUCCCGCCGCAGAAGACCGGCGGCAGUGUGGCCAGCAAUCCCUGGGAUUCCACGCCGGAUUUCAGUGCCUUCAGCGCCGCCCCGGUGGCCCCCGUGGUGCCCAUCAGUCGAGGUAUUUCCAUUCUUCCACCGCCCCUGUCCGUCGCCCCGCCCCUGGCCGCCGCGCCCACCGUGGCCAUUCCCGUGGCGGUGGCGUUCGUGGAGAAGGUCUCCGCGGCCUUCAUCGGCGCGGAGGAAGCGCGGUGUCGCGUGCGCAUCGAGGGCGACCUGAUCCUGACCUUCCCCAGCGGCGUCCUGCAGACCUUACUAGCCAAUCCGCAUCAUCCGCCGCUGAGUUUCGCCCUAACCCAGACGUCGCUGCUGGAGAACAUCCUGCCCAACCGGCACCUGGUCAGUCAGGAGACGCAGAUCGACGACGGCCGCAUCACGUACACCGUCAACAUGCUCAAUCUGGUCAGCCAGCUCAAGAAGCAGGUGGAGGCCAAGGCGCAGCCGCAGCCCUACCAGAACAUCCCCGUCAUGAAGUACCAUGUUAGCGGCACGGGCGCCGCCGCCGCGCCCAUCUCCCUGAUCGCCUACUGGAAGGAGGAGGAGCGCACCACCGACAUGCGCAUCGACUACCGCCGCAGCGCCGCCUACCCCUCCUUCCACGCCGCCCCCUGCCAGCUGAGCGUCCCCUUCCAGCCCGACGUGGAGGUCACCUCCAUGACCUCCGUCCCCGCCGGGGACUGGACGCCGGGCGGUCCGCUGCCCUCCGCCAAAUGGAGCGUCCCCGCGCCCACCGCCGAACUGAGCAGCAUCAAGGCGCGCUUCGAGCACCCCCCGGAGUCGCGGGGGCGCGUCAAGGGGGCCGUGCAGUGCGCCUUCGCCGCCGAGGGGACGCUGCUCAGUCGCGCCGCCUUCCAGCUGUUGGGGGCGGGGUUUAAGGUGUCGGUCGUCAAGAUGCGCGUGGCCUCGGCACGCUACGUCUGUGAAGUGGGAUAAAAAUCGGGAAAAAUGCGGGAAUAAUCGGAAAAAAUACAGAAAAAGUCGGGAUUAUUCUGAAAAAUCGGGAAGAAUCGGUGUUUUCCUUAGGGGAUCCGUUUUGCCGCGGGGAAAUGGGAUACCAGUGAUCAGAAUGUAAUUUUUAUCCGGUUUUUUUUGUUUAUUUACGCGUUUUCCAAAUGUUGUGUGGGCGUCAGAGAAAGAGGAAAUUAGCUUCAUUUUGGAAAUGAAUGAUUCGUGGGAAUUAAAUUCGCAAAUUCUG
Molecule: messenger RNA, 3525 nt
Organism: Paramacrobiotus metropolitanus
Lineage: Eukaryota; Metazoa; Tardigrada; Eutardigrada; Parachela; Macrobiotidae
Product: F-BAR domain only protein 2-like
Exons: 12
Coding region: 291-3263 (990 amino acids)
Cellular component (GO): plasma membrane; cytoplasm
Source: RefSeq, a predicted model, not a curated record